Messenger RNA from Neurospora tetraspora, 1022 nucleotides. RefSeq lists its product as uncharacterized. The record is from RefSeq and is a predicted model, not a curated record. Lineage: Eukaryota; Fungi; Ascomycota; Sordariomycetes; Sordariales; Sordariaceae. Bases 332 to 811 code for a protein of 159 amino acids. The transcript has 3 exons.
AAGCCUCUAUGUUGACGGUCGUUCAUCACCUUCCUCUUCUAGCGCUUUGGGAAAGGCGCGAGACUUUUGUUGACGACAUGAACGGUGUCGGACACACAAGUCAGUAUCGGCAUUGCCAUUACGUGAACGAAGCAGCGUUGAGUAACGUAAGACGUCCAGGAGUAAGACGACAUCGAUCCGGUGCUAGCAGCCAAUAAGCAGCUAUGUCAUGAGCCCCUGUGGACUGUACUCUCUGGUCCCAAAUGGCAUUGGGGGGGAAAGGUUGGUGAACCAUCAGUUAGCACACCUCCAACUGCCUUCUCCUCUUUGCCACCCAUCACUCUGACAGACCAUGAAGACCACCGCUUCCAUCACCCUCGGGGCUUUGCUCCUCCCUCUCCUCGCUUCAGCUGCCGCCAUUCCCGCCUCCGCCCAAGCUGAGCCCGCCUAUGUAUGGGGAUCCCGCGGCACCAACAAGGCCCGUGAGCCCGAGCCUGCCAACACUCAAGCCGAACCCGCCUAUGUCUGGGGCUCUCGCGGCAACAACAAGGCCCGUGAGACCGAAGCCGACGCCGCCAAGGUCGGUGCUGAACCUGCCUACGUCUGGGGCUCCCGUGGCACCAACAAGGCUCGCGAGGCCGAGGCCGCCCAGGCCGCACCUGCCUACGUCUGGGCUUCCCGCGGCAGCACCAAGCGUGAAGCUGAUCCCGCCGACAAGGCAGCUGAGCCUGCUUACGUGUGGGGCUCUCGUGGCUCGAGCAAGCGUGAAGCAGAUCCCGCCGACAAGGCAGCUGAGCCUGCGUAUGUCUGGGGAAGCCGGGGCAGCAACUAAGACUUUCUUGGGAUAGGUCGACGAUGUAUGAUGUUAUGACAAGGGACGGAUCGGUGGGAAGGGAUCGGACAGCGGGCUGUUAAGUAGGAUGGAGGUUUGGUUUGUCGGAAUGGGUCGGGGUAUUCGAGUGUCGGUCGAGACCUCGAGAGAAAUGCGGAGGACCAACUUGAGUACAUGUAGUCGCUCUUCGUGGGUUGAAGAUUUCCUGGUU